AUGGGCAUGACAGGCAGUACUCAGAAUUGGGGUCUUUGCAACCUCAGCCCCGCCACCUCAGCAGCAGUCCAAAGCACAGCCAUCCCCUCCUCCACUUCGGCAGCAAACCCCAAAAACAGCGACGGCCAGUGCAAAAGUAUCAGCAGCAGCAACAGGAACAGCAGCAACAAGCAGCUCAGCAAAGACUUCAGCGACAGCACAGCGGCAACAAAAGCAGAGGCAGCAGCAGCAAAAGCGAGCCCGCAACGGGAGGCGCCAGCCAGCAGCAGCAGAAGCAACAGCAGCAACAGCAGCAAGCACAACAAGAGGAGUGAAAAGGAAACAAAGGACAGGGUUCAAGUCGGGGCCAGACUAAGGGUCAGAAAACAGUCGAGGGGAGGUUUGGCGGGGCAGGGCCUCUCAAGUACAGGAAAGGAUGUAUAUUUCAUUGUUUUGAUCCCAGAUAAUGAUAUUGAGAUUGUCUUCGAGUGGGACCCAGCAAAGGUUAUUGCUGAGCGUCAGAGUGUUGAUGAAUGGGUAGCUCAUAAUGUCAUAAGUAUGUUGACCAAGAAAACACCUUGCCGUUUAUUUGCUCGGUACAGGAAAGAGAGGACUGGGAACAUGGAGGUUGAGAAACUGAGAGAGAUCCAAAAUGCAUACUCACAGCUCAAGUCUAGAUGUAUCAACUUGAUUAUCUUGUCAUAUAUAAAUAUGCUUUUUCCAUUCAUUAUAUUUGACCCCCCAGAGAUUAAGGAAAUUGUGAGUGUACAUUAUCUCACAAGACCCAUCAACUAUUUUGAUGAUUUAGUAAUUUUUAAUUUCAUCAUACAGACAGCAGCCUACAAAGGCAGUGGGAAACGCACAUAUGCAGAGAGAGCUCGGGAACUUGGUCUUGAGCCAGCUGCACUCGAGGUUAUGCAGAAGGUCUCGAACAUUGAGGAAGUUGAGCAGGGACUCCAGCACAUUAUAGCAGAUGUCAUAAGCAAAGAUCCCCAAGUCCUUGACUGUGUGCGACAACUUAAUGAUCUUUGUGCCAAAUAUGAAAAAUAUUUUGAGUAUAAGAACCUGGCUUGGAAAACUAAGCCCCAUUCGGGUUUUGUCAUACGGACAAUACAUAUGUCCAUUUCUUCAACUACUGCCAGCAGAAAUGGUUGGGAUGCACCACCACACUACUACAGAACACAGCUGGUGAUGAUGAGCUUUGGGAGACAGCUGGGAGAGGCUUGUCAAAACCGUUUUAUGCAGAGGCAGAUCCGCAGUGAAUUAACAGAGAUGGCUGAGAUUGCAUCUGUGGAGGUGUUUGCUGCCAAAUUGCGGAGCUUUUUCCUAACUCCCCCAGUCAGAGGGAAGACGGUGCUUGCCAUUGACCCAGGCUAUGCCAAUGGAUGUAAGAUUGGUGUGACAAGCCCAACAGGAAGAAACUCCUCACAACAACAAUCUACCCUUUCCGUGGCAAUCAGCACCUUCAGGGGUUUACUCUUUUGCAAAAUUGGUAAUGGAACAGGAUGCAGAGAGACAGAGACUUAUCUCACACGCCUCAUCGCUCAAAAGUGUUUUGAUCCUUAUAAUGUCCAGUACACCAUCAUCAAUGAAACGGGAGCAUCACAGUAUUCGGUCUCCCCAGAGGCACGGACUGAGUUUCCUGGCCUGGACCCCAAUCAUAUCAGUGCUCUGUCAUUAGCCAGGAGGUUACAAGACCCAUUAUUAGAGUACAUCAAGGUACAUCCAAUGCACAUGGGAGUGGGCAUGUACCAGCAUGACAUACCAGAACGUAUCCUGCAUGCUUCUCUAGACUCAGUCAUGACGGAGUGUGUGUCAUUUGUGGGCGUUGAUAUUAAUUCAGCCUCCGAAUUUGUUUUAAGGAAACUCUCUGGACUGAACAAGCCAAGAGCUGCUAAUAUUGUGGAGUACAGAAAGACAAAAGGCCCCUUUAUAAACAGGGAACAGCUGAAGUCUGUGAAGGGUAUUGGACCCAGAACAUUUGAACAGUGUGCAGGUUUCAUCAGGAUCAUGCCAGAGACACUGGAAAUAGAAAUUAACAAGACACCACAGGGAAAGAAGCGAGCAGAGAAGGAAGCUGUGAGCCCACUUGACCGCACGAUGAUUCAUCCUGAGUCUUACGGGGCUGCUAUGAAGUUCCUCAGCAUUGUGGGAGUACGACCACAAGAUAUUGGUGCUGAUCACUUAAUUCGUACUGUAAGACAUUUUAUACCAACUACAACUUUAGAUGCCUUGUCUGAGCAGUGUGAGACAACGCUCCCUACUAUGCAGCUUAUUGUUGAGGGUCUGACACAACCUCUUGAUUAUGAUAUUCGUGCUCAGUUUGAGAAACCACUUUUCCGCAAGGGGAUUACCUCCAUAGAUGAUGUUGCUUUAGGAACUAAAUUAACAGGUACAGUGAGAAAUGUGACCCACUUUGGUGCAUUUGUGGACGUUGGCUUAGGGAAUGAUGGUUUGGUCCAUGUCACCAAGAUGGCUGGGGUGAGGCUGGAGCUCGGCAACAUUGUGGAGGUGUCGGUCAUCUCUAUUGAGAAGGAGCGCGCUAGGAUCGGCCUCAUGCUAGAGCGUUUGAUUGGUUGAGGGGAAUGUGAAGGAAGAUUAUAAGGUAUUCAUUUACAGGCCAUUUGAUUUGAUUUUUUUUUUCUUUUCUUUUCUUUUCUUUUUCUUUAUUAUUAUUAUUACUCUUCUAUCUUUUUUAUAUUAUAAUUAUUACUGUUCUAUCUUUCUUUUUUUCAAUGAUCCCUUUCAGGCAAGUUAUUGCCUUUUUUAAUGUAAACAGAUAAACAGCUGUGCCUUCUCAAGACGCAUUAGAUCGUAAGCUGUCUUUAAUGGAAGACAGUAAGUCUCUUUGACUUUGUCACUAGUAUUUUCUUUAUGAUUUUUUGUUGUUGUUAUCUUAGGAAUUAUUUUAUUAUGUUGGCCAGUCAUCCUGUAUAUUAAUUACAGAGUGUAGGUGAUCUCCCCUAUUUCUUUUUCCUUUCUACCUGCAUUUCUGUUUUUCUUCUCCCCUUUUUUUUUUUUUUUCUUCUUCUUCAUGUUCUUUUUUUUCAGUCUUUCAUGUAUUCUACUUUGUAGUAUGAUAUUCAUUCUGUUCAUCUUUUUUUCCCCCUUCUUUUUUCUCUCACUCUCUCUAGCUCUGUGUUAUUUCUUAUCAAAUAUCCCCCAUCUUUUCAACAUAAGAUGGUUAACUGUAAAGAACAAAUUGUUGCUUUUGAGAAGUAACAACCCUAAUUACUCCACAAUAGAAAAAGGGUUUAGUUUAUAUAUUUUUAUGUAAAGAAAAAAAAAGAAAAGAUUUUGUUAUUUCAUAUAAUACAGUGAAGUUUUGCAUACUGAUACCUCUUUGCAAAAAACAUGUACACACAUUUAAACAGUGCAUGUAUGAAAUAGAAGUAGCUGUUAUCCUUACGUCAAAGUGGAUACCUCAUCCAUUCUUUGUGUCAUGUAGAUCUAUGUUGCCAUCAGUUCUAGUGAUGGUUCUAUAAGGUAAAGGUGUGUGGAGCGAGUGGCAUUGUGAUCGUGUUCAUCAUACAGAUCCCGUCAUACUUUGUCAUGUCAUUAUUAUUCACCUUUUCAUUCUUAUAGUCUUCCCUCUCUUUCUCUCAUGGUACUCCUCUUCAUCUUUCUCCUCCUCAUUCUUCUUCACCUGCUGAGUCUCCUACAAAUCUUACUCUUCCUUGUUUUCUUCCUUUUCUUUUUUAUUAUCCUCCUUUUCUACCACUCUUUCAUUAUUAGUAUGUACUCCAUAUUCAUCCAGCAUUUAUUUGUGCCAUUACAUCACAUGUCUUCAAAGAUUUUUUGAAUUUGUGGUUCACAGCAGUUUUAAACUGCUCAAGGUUGAAAGUUAUACUUGUCUGUAUGUUUCUAUAUUGGUUUGCAAAAAUAUAAAGGAAUUUUAUCCUUUGAAUAUAUGGGGCACUAAACCCACUACAGUAUUGCUGUUGUUAUAAAGCACUACUGU
Penaeus monodon (black tiger shrimp) is the source of this 3940-nucleotide messenger RNA. RefSeq names its product S1 RNA-binding domain-containing protein 1-like. NCBI's taxonomy places the organism in Eukaryota, Metazoa, Arthropoda, Malacostraca, Decapoda, Penaeidae. The record is from RefSeq and is a predicted model, not a curated record. Gene Ontology annotation, biological process: nucleobase-containing compound metabolic process; translation. Gene Ontology annotation, molecular function: structural constituent of ribosome; mRNA binding.